Messenger RNA from Entrophospora sp. SA101, 330 nucleotides. The record is from the annotation of a GenBank genome assembly. NCBI's taxonomy places the organism in Eukaryota, Fungi, Glomeromycota, Glomeromycetes, Entrophosporales, Entrophosporaceae.
ACAAAAGCUGAUAUUAAUAGGAAAUUAUCAUGUCUUACUUCCACUAAACUUAAAUUGUUUAUAUUGGAAUCAAACCCCAGAAGGUAUCCUCAUGCAAAUGUAAUCCCAUAUGUAAACGAGAUAUAUUCACCAUCCUUGGUAUCCGAUGCCCUACCUUUAAGUCUUGCAGAUGAGACUAAUCCUAUCCUUUUAACAAAAGCUGAUAUUAAUAGGAAAUUAUCAUGUCUUACUUCCACUAAACUUAAAUUGUUUAUAUUGGAAUCAAACCCCAGAAGGUAUCCUCAUGCAAAUGUAAUCCCAUAUGUAAACGAGAUAUAUUCACCAUCCUUG